Messenger RNA from Ramularia collo-cygni, 4809 nucleotides. RefSeq names its product related to VPS8-vacuolar sorting protein, 134 kD. Gene Ontology annotation, cellular component: late endosome; HOPS complex. Gene Ontology annotation, molecular function: protein binding. The record is from RefSeq and is a predicted model, not a curated record. The transcript has a single exon. Lineage: Eukaryota; Fungi; Ascomycota; Dothideomycetes; Mycosphaerellales; Mycosphaerellaceae. Gene Ontology annotation, biological process: endosomal vesicle fusion; protein targeting to vacuole. The coding region runs from base 1 to 4809 and encodes 1602 amino acids.
AUGAGCUCUACCGCGAGAGCAGGCCAGGAUGGCAGUAAUGAUGAGGAUGGAGAGGAUGACGAAUCGGUGCUCAGCGACGAGGGAUUUCCGACGGUAGAAGAGGGAGGACAGGAAGAUGGCGUGGAGUAUGGGGACUUCAUUGAGCCUGCUAUGCCCGGCGUUGAACGGGACGAGGAGGACGGGGUACUGCCAGCGGCUGGUGAGGGCGAGGCCAUGGUUGGAGCGGAUGCCGGCGAGGACGACAUGCAUCUCAGCAGGCAACAAGACGGACUACUGGAGGGAGAAGGCGACGAUUCUGGCCCGGCCACCCCACUGGCGACGAGUCCGCUUGCUAGUCUGCAAGACUCCGGUUCCAUCCCGGACGACACUCCAUCUCUACGCGGAUCGUGGGCCUCGUCCCCAGCUCGUGGAGCGUCUCCACUGGCUCGAAGAGGAGUGUCUCGAACUCCCUCGAGCGCUCUACAACCUUUCGAGCGCCGCUUCGAGACUAGAUUGUCCGUAUCACCAUCAGCAUCUCCCAGGGCACAGUCGCCAGCAUUUCUCAGUCCGCAUUCGAGACAGAUAUCGCUCUCUUCCAGACUAUCUGGCAUGUCCUCACAGGGCUCCGAAGCAGAUUCAGAGACUCCUCAGGCGCCCUGGGAUGUUAUACGAUGGACAAAACUCCGGAAAAUCACAGCUCAGGUAUUCUCAGAAGCCGGCAAGCGGAACUUUGGCCGUCCCACCUGCAUAGCCGUAUCUGCUCUCAUAGCCAUCGGCACUUCCAAAGGUCUUGUUCUGGGCUUCGACUAUCAUCAAACUUUGAAGAUCAUCAUCGGACAGGGCACAAAGGCGACCGAGUGCGGAUCAAUAACUGCUCUUGCUAUUGCUGCAGACUAUUCCACCAUCGCCAGCGGGCACGCGAAUGGAUCAGUAUUCACCUGGGAGAUCAACAAACCGGCAAGACCCUUUUUACACAUUCCACCCAUCGACAGGAGCGCCUUGCAGGAAUCACAGCAUCCUGAUGGUCAUGUUAGUAAUUGCGCCAUCCUUCACAUUGGCUUCCUCGGCACAAGACAUACAGCCCUUGUAUCAGCUGAUGCUGGUGGUAUGGCGUUUUCUCAUCUUGCCACUCGCGGUUUGGGUGCUGUUACCAGGUCAAUCAAGACCACCCGGUUGCUUGGAAGGUACCCAGCGACCAACCCUCAAGUUGAGACGACCCGGAAACCCAGUUCUGUUCUCGCUUUCUCGCCACUUCCUCUCGGCAACGUCGAGCAGGCUACUGAUGGUAUGGGGUUGACUGCGCUACUUACUCCUUAUCUGCUUGUGAUAGUAUCUACUACGCCCAUCGCACAGACACAGCACAAGGCCUCACGUCCCAAGGAAGUGUCGCCUCAUAGCACCCUCAGCGGAUGUCUGSCAUGGUUUCCCGCCGUCAAGCUGAAAAGCUCCAACGUCGAUGCUGACAGGAGCAAUUCUGAUACCAAGCUCGUCUAUUGCUGGUCCAACGUGCUCACGGUGUUGGAUGUGAAGAUCGUCGAGAAUGACACCUCAAUAGACCCGCAGAAACCUCCGAGUCUAGAGUUCCACGCACGGAGCCGAUGGCGUGCGGAUGAGGCUAUAGUAGCCGUGCAGUGGCUUGGAAGAUCUGUUCUGGGCAUCCUGACAAUCAGCCAACGACUUUUGAUUGUGGAAGAUGGCACCUUGCAAGUUACAGACUCGAUCGACCUACUGCACCGGCAUAUUUACCACCAGGAUCCAUUCUCGCAUCAACUACACGCUGUGAUUGAACAGCUGAACUCAGACGACCCGUCGAUGCAUGGCGUCGUCGCGGAUGCGUUCUACAUGAGCUUUCGGGUGUACAAAGGAAGGACCUUUCUUCUUGGCUUCAACGAUUUGACGGUAGGCACUCUGUCAAACUGGGCGGACAGGCUUGUGGCCAUGAUGGAAACUGGAGAUCACAUCGCGGCAAUCAGACUUGCCACCGAAUACUACACGGGAGGUGCUAACAACGUGACCAUUGGUCUGCCUGAAAAUGAUCGUGCACGGCAUACACUAGUAAAGGAGAGGCUACUUGCCAUCAUCUCAGCUUCGCUGAAUUAUACAUUCUCCCAACAGGACAGUGCGCGAGAGACGAGGCUGCGGGAGCUGGCCGAAGUCUGCUUCGAGGCUUGUGUAAGUACGCAAGAUCUGGAUUAUCUUUUCGCAGAUGUCUUUGACUGGUUCCAAGAAGCAGACGAAGAGUCGGUUUUCAUCUCCACGUUGGAACCAUAUGUCCUGGACGGAGAGGUCAAAAUGCUACCGCCGGAAGUGGUAAAGGCCGUGGUUGCCCACUUCAUUGGGGAGAAUCAGGCGGCGCGGCUGGAAGAGCUACUCUGUCGAUUAGACCCGCAUGCCUUUGACCUGGACCAAGACACAACGCUCUGUCGGCAGCAUAGCCUGUACGAUGCACUGAUUUAUAUAUGGACACAAGCCAUUGGCGACUAUGUCACGCCAUUGAUCGAUUUGCUCGCCCUGGUCAAAUUGCUCGAGGGUAAUGAAGAUGAAGAUUUGAUCGAACAUCCAUUCUACGAGUCGACUGUGAAGGUGUUCCCCUACCUGGCUUAUUCGUUGACUGGUCGAAGAUAUCCAAGCGGAGUUCUCGCAGAUGAUCACGAAGCACUCCGAGCGAAAGGCGAUCUGUACGAAUAUCUCUUCGCGGGAAGUCCAAUGGCAUGGCCGCCCGGUAGUAAUAAAGUCUUUCGAACUGCCAGCAAAGCAGAUGAAGAGCCGGCAUUUCCUUACUUGGAUCUGCUGUUGCAAUUCGAUGCUGCGAGCUUCAUGAGCAUGCUCAACGAAGCAUUUGAGGAUUCGUAUCUCAAUGAAGCAGAUGACGACUCAAGUCCGAGCGGUGUUCCUCCGCUGAAUGGGAUAUCAAGCCGGAAGAAGAGCCGGCAACAGAUCAUCGAGAUCAUGCUAGACGUCAUGCGUCAAGGCGACUUCAGCCUAGAGCAAGUCAUCUAUCUCGACAUGUUUGUCGCACGCAGCUUGCCAAAGUAUCCGGRCCAGCUCAUACUUUCCGGAACACUGCUGAAUGGCGUCCUGCAACGCCUUUGCAAUCCCCCGUCACAGACCUUGCGAGACGAUUGUCAACUGAGCGUGGAGUACUUGCUGUCCGCAUAUCACCCUUCAAACAUACCCGCUCUGAUCAAAGACCUCAUUGACGCCAAAUUCUACCGGAUACUGAAGUCUGUCUACCGCGGCGAGCGCAUGUUUACAGAGCUCCUCGAGACUCACUUUGCAGAUCCUGAGGAUAAGCAGAGCGUUUUCGACUGCAUUACACAAUGUUUACGUCCAAGCACGGCUCUGUCCGAGAAACAGGUACAGGCUAUCAAGCGAGUAAUCACAACACACAUCCAGGAGCUGACCGAUGUGAGCACCGUCUCAACAUCUCGCACGCUAGCGGUCUCUGCUCCUGAUUUACUGCAAGAAAGCGUGGAUGCAUUGCCCGAUUCGCACCAACAGUUCAUAUUCCUGAGAGCUAUGCUAGAACCAACCUUGCUUCGAGAGAACCACGCUAUCGAUUCACCAGUAUCGACAGAGCAGGGCUCCAAAUUCACAGAACAAUACGUACAGCUCCUGUGUAAACACGAUCCUGUUCAUGUUGCGGACUACAUCAAGAUGUUACCAUCCAGUAAUUUGCGGCUUGAUCGAGUUCUGCCAGCCAUGGAAGAGAGUGGAGUCAUCGAUGCUGCAGUGGCGUUACUCGCACGGGAUGGCCUGGCUCGUGAUGCUAUGGAGCGACUUGCUAUACAUAUCCAGAGCCUCCAGCAAGCUCUGGUCGGCCUGGUCAACACCGCAGCGUCAAAUCCGGACGUCACUGCUUCGCAGGAAACUUCGGAUGACCUUGUCGAGGAUCUGGAAAAAUACACAAAAGUCGGUAUCUGGUUGUGUCAGUCUCAAAGUGCCAUCGUGGAGCGAAAGCCACGACCGAGAACAAACCUUGCUUGGACCAUCCAGGAGGACGAUCUCGACUUGGACGAAUAUCUUUGGCUAAAUCUGGUCGACACUGUGGUCCAGGCUAGUCAAGAGGUCACAAGUGCGCUGAGGAAUUUUGAUGAACAUGCCAGCGAGUAUGGGAGCGAUCGAUUCAAGACUUCCAAGCUCAUCUCAUCACUAAGAUCCAACACACAGCAAGCUUUCACUUCAUUGCUGGCGGCAACAGCAACACCGGGUUCUGGGUUGAAGGUUUCCGAUGCUAAUCACAGCAAGCAGCCAGCAGACCACCUUGCCUUCUUGCGUGUCCUAAGAGCAUUUCUCACACGAGCUGCGAGGACUGCUCCAUCUUUGGCUGAACUGCGGGCUGUCCUAUCAGACAUAUUCUCAGCCUACACAUUCGAGCAGGGAGUUCUAUCAUUAGCGAACGAGCUCCUCGGUUCAGAUGUCUUUAGCGAUAUCCAAGAAGCAAACAGCCUUCGACAGCGCGGCUGGCGACCACGAACUCAAGCCUGUGAGCGAUGUAGGAKACGGGCGUGGGGACCAGGUACCGGGGAAAUCGUGUAUGAGCAAUGGCUUAUACGAGAACAAGAGCGUGAGGCGGGAAAGGCACGGAAAAUUCUAGAGCAGAGUGGUGGAGAGGAGGCGAGACGUCUUUCCAGGGGUAAAGCCAAGGCUUCGCCUACGACAGCUACCGAGAGCAGUAUGAGUGACAGUGGGGAUACUAGGCGGUUGGCACUGGUGGUGUUUGCAUGCCGACACGUCUUCCAUCGCGUGUGCCUCGAUGAAGAAUAUCGAGAUGGAAAGCCGUCGAAACGAGAGACGUAUAGAUGUCCGCUUUGUAUAGAAUCCGCAUGA